AUGCCACCGAAUGCACGAUGCAUUGUUUUCCUGGCGUUGGCAACAUGGGCAGCUGCAGGCACAGACAACGUCUCGCUCGACACGGGCUCGUCCAAUGCCACUGCUGCAAAUGUCACGCAGCUCCCAGCUGAAGUCGAGGACACACAAGAGGGCGCGAAGGCUGCAGAGCCGGCCACUGACGCGCCCCGGGAGUUUCUGACGAACAGCACUAAAGCUGAUGUUGGAAACAGGAGCAACACCACGCUGCGUGGCAUGCUUCACGCUCUGUGGUUAGCCAAACUUGAAGCUAAGAUGGCCUGGCUUCUCGUGUGGAUCUGCUGCUGCUCUUUCUGCUGCUACAGCGCGUCACAUCAGGACGAGGCGUGGCUAGUCUUUGCGGGGUCGGCCGGGUCGUGCUAUCUCUGA
Symbiodinium sp. CCMP2456 is the source of this 405-nucleotide messenger RNA. The record is from the annotation of a GenBank genome assembly. Lineage: Eukaryota; Dinophyceae; Suessiales; Symbiodiniaceae.